AUGUAUAGGCAAAACCCUAAUAAAAUAUCUGAACAGUGUCAAAAGAGACAGCUUGCUAGAGAAAGACAGAAAAAUUAUUAUAAAAAAAAACAAAAAAUAAAUAAUAUAGUAAGGAAAAUUGGAGAGCAUGCAGAGAUAAUAGAAGCAACUGUAAAUAAGAGUAGUGUUAUAUUCAUUAAAAAACAUCUAAAUUAUGUAAAAGAAUCAGAUAAGCCUAUCGUAAAUAAGACUAGUAUUGAAUCUGUUAAACAUCUAGAUUACAUAACAGAGUCAGAUCCUCCUAUUGUGAUUAAAAGUAGUAUUAAAUCUAUAGGUUAUGCAUCAAAAUUGGAUAAACCUAUCAUUGAAUCUAUAUAUAACAUACCAGAAUCAAAUAAGCCUAUUAUUUCAAAUGAGACUGUUUCCAAUACUAUAGGAUCAGAAGCUAAAAAAGCGAAGACUCAAGUUAAUCAAAAACGAAGACUAGAAUGUCAUGAACUGGGAAGGAUGGAUUAG
Molecule: messenger RNA, 495 nt
Organism: Acaulospora morrowiae
Lineage: Eukaryota; Fungi; Glomeromycota; Glomeromycetes; Diversisporales; Acaulosporaceae
Source: the annotation of a GenBank genome assembly